Molecule: messenger RNA, 1635 nt
Organism: Penicillium roqueforti
Lineage: Eukaryota; Fungi; Ascomycota; Eurotiomycetes; Eurotiales; Aspergillaceae
Product: MFS transporter
Exons: 4
Coding region: 1-1635 (544 amino acids)
Biological process (GO): transmembrane transport
Molecular function (GO): transmembrane transporter activity
Source: RefSeq, a predicted model, not a curated record
AUGGUCGAACGGACAGAACAUGACUGUCGCACUAGCGAAUCUAGCGACGAUAUCGAACCGCAUCGCAGCGACGAGGCAGAUGGAAUCGGAGCAUUGGAGAAGCAAAGUACUGCGGCAUCGGGUUAUUCAGCCUUUGAACAACAGCGCGGACAGUCAAUAGUCUCGCGCAUUCGGAGUCUCGAGGCCGGUCAGACGGCGAAAUUCACUCAUCCACUCAGCCAUACCAAGACAGGUCCUGAUGUCAUCGUGGAUUUCGAAGGACCGGAUGAUCCUUACAGACCAUUGAACUGGGAUUUCAGGAAGAAGGCUAUCACGACGGUGCUGUAUGGAUUAACUACUAUGGGUGCGACGUGGGCGAGUUCAAUCUACUCAACCGGCCAGGCACAGAUCAGCGAGGAAUUCGGCAUCUCAAAUGAGGUCGCUACACUCGGCACCUCAUUGCUUUUGUUCGGCCUGGGAUUGGGCCCGCUGAUCUGGGCACCUCUGUCUGAGCUAUAUGGGCGCAAAACGGCAGUUUUACCGCCAUACUUUCUCGCGGCCAUCUUUUCCUUCGCGACAGCCACCGCCAAAGAUGUGCAGACUAUUAUGAUCACUAGAUUUUUCACGGGGUUCUUCGGCUCGGCCCCUGUUACCAACACCGGCGGUGUCCUGAGUGAUAUCUGGAGCCCCGAGCAGCGUGGAGCUGCCAUUGUCGGCUAUGCCAUGGCCGUGGUCGGUGGGCCUGUUAUUGGGCCUAUUGCGGGUGGUGCCAUCGUCCAGAGCAAUCUGGGAUGGCGCUGGACUGAAUAUAUCACUGGUAUCAUGAUGCUAUUCUUCCUAACCAUGGACCUUCUCUUCGUCGACGAGAGCUAUCCACCAGUUCUAUUAGUCUACAAGGCACAACGACUCCGCUUCGAAACCGGCAACUGGGCCCUUCAUGCACGCCACGAAGAAUGGGACGUGACCCUCAAAGAAAUAUGCAACAAGUACCUGGUCCGGCCCUUCCAACUCCUCGCAACCCCAAUCUGCUUUCUCGUCGCCCUCUACGCAUCAUUCGUCUACGGCAUCCUCUAUCUCAGUCUCGCAGCCUUCCCAAUCGUCUUCCAGGAAAUCCGCGGCUGGAACCAAGUCGUCGGCGCCCUUCCCUUCCUCGCCUACCUAGUCGGCAUUAUGAUGGGCGGGUGCAUCAACCUCGCCAACCAGAAAUUUUACAUCAAGCGCUUCAAAGCGAACAACAACCGCCCCGUCCCGGAAGCUCGUCUCCCGCCCAUGAUGCUCGGCUCUGUGCUCUUCGCCGGCGGUAUGUUCGUCUUCGGUUGGACAAGCGCAAAACACUUCCACUGGAUUUGCCCGAACAUCGGUGCGGUCAUGAUGGGCUUCGGCUUUUUCACCAUCUUCCAGGCUGCUCUUAACUACCUCAUUGAUACAUUCCAGAAAUACUCCGCUAGCGCGAUCGCUGCGAACACUUUCCUGCGCUCUAUGUUCGCGGGCUGUUUCCCGCUCUUUACGCGCGCUAUGUUCCAUAAUCUUGGCGUUCCUUGGGCUGCUAGCGUGCUAGGCUUCAUUUCCGUUGCUCUCAUUCCCAUUCCGUAUCUAUUCUACAGGUACGGGAAGCGGAUCCGAGCGCGCGGGAUAUGGUCGCGAGAUUCGGUUUAA